AGUGAGCCUCUGUGUGUGUGUGUGUGUCCAUAUGACCACAGCAGAGCAUCAAGUGACACAACGCUGGAAAGCUUGUGCCGUGGGAGGGAGAAAAAGAGCGGGAGGGGUGAGAGAGAACCAGAGGGAUGGAGAGAGAUGAGAAAAGUGCAGCACUGAUAGAUCUGAUGGCAGAUGAAGAUGAAGCCAGCAGGUGCAUGAGAGAGAACUGGUGUAUUCCUCUCUCGUUUUGGGGAGAAAAGAAGAUCUGAGUGUGCAGAGAAAGGAAAGACGACAGUGAAGCGGAGCAGAGCAGCAGGAGGAUACGCACUUCUCCAAACUCAAGUGUCUCUUCGUGACUUUCUGUCCAUCACGAGCUCACUGAUGCUUUGAUUCAGUCAGAACUCACUGUUGGUUCACUAGAGAGACUCUUCUGAUCUGGAAUAUACGUGCUUUUACAAGGGGAAGAAUGAAAAAACAAGUGGAACGUAGGAUAUGAAUCUGAGAUGGACAAUGUGUGUGUGUGAGGUCGAGAUGGCAGAGCUCUGGAUCCCCAUCACGAGCUGCACAAGCGCUCAUCAAAUGCUCCAGUUUGGAUAACGCACCACAACGCCACAGCACACUUGCCCUGUCUUUGUGCGCACACACACACACAUACACACACACACACACUCUCUCUCUCUCAGAGGGCGAGGACCCCUUACAAAACGCAAGGGCCUGAGGAAGGGCUUCUACUUUGGAUUGGACUUGUCCCAGCAACACUACAACUGAACCACCCACCACCCUGGACUCGCACUACUACUAAUCCGCUCCAAAAGAGAGGGAACACCAGAUCGUAAAGAUAGGAAGGUGGAGUGCUAAAGAGAAUGAGCGUGGGUCGGAUCGGUCGCUACAGCAUCGUGUCGACGGAGGAGGAUGGUCUGCGCUUGACGACCAUGCACGGUGGAGGGAUGAAUGGAUACGGCAACGGCAAAAUCCACACUCUGCGGAAAUGUCGCAAACGUUUCGUGAAGAAAAACGGACAGUGCAAUGUGCAAUUCACCAACAUGGACGAGAAGUCCCAGCGCUACCUGGCGGACAUAUUCACCACUUGUGUGGACAUCCGCUGGCGCUACAUGCUACUUGUUUUCACGCUAGUCUUCGUGAUUUCUUGGUUAGUGUUCGGCUUGGCGUUUUGGGUCAUCGCGCUUCUUCACGGUGACUUGGACAAUCCGGCAGGGGACGAUAACUUCACGCCCUGCGUGCUGCAAGUAAACGGCUUCAUCGGGGCGUUCCUGUUCUCCAUCGAGACGCAAACGACCAUCGGUUACGGUUUCCGCUGCGUGACGGAAGAAUGUCCUCUUGCAGUGUUUCUCGUGGUCUUCCAGUCCAUCGUGGGCAGCAUCAUCGACUGCUUCAUGAUUGGGGCAAUCAUGGCCAAAAUGGCACGUCCCAAGAAGCGAGCGCAGACUCUACUGUUCUCGCAAAAUGCCAUCAUCGCAAUGCGUGACGGAAAACUGUGCUUGAUGUGGCGAGUGGGGAACUUGCGAAAGAGUCACAUCGUUGAGGCGCAUGUCCGAGCGCAGCUCAUCAAGCCGCGGGUUACGACCGAAGGCGAGUACAUCCCGCUCGACCAGCUGGACAUUAACGUCGGUUUCGACAAAGGACUCGACCGCAUCUUCCUCGUCUCGCCAAUCACCAUCCUGCAUCAAAUCGACCGGGAGAGCCCUCUGUUUGGCAUCAGCAAGCAGGACCUAGAAACGGCGGAUUUUGAGAUCGUGGUCAUCUUGGAGGGAAUGGUGGAGGCCACGGCGAUGACGGCGCAGGCGCGAAGCUCCUACCUGGCUAGCGAGAUCCUCUGGGGGCAUCGAUUCGAGCCAGUGCUGUUCGAGGAAAAGAACCAAUACAAGGUUGACUACUCACACUUCCACAAGACGUACGAGGUGCCGUCCACCCCGCGCUGCAGUGCCAAGGACAUGAUGGAAAACAAGUACCUGGUGGUGCCCAGCGCCAACUCCUUCUGCUACGAGAACGAGCUGGCGAUCCUGAGCCACGAAGAGGAGGAGGACAACAGUCUGGAGAGGAUAAAGCCAGAGCGAGCAAUGAGCCUCAGCCCAGAGAGAACCCCUCGACAUGAUUUCGAGCGACUGCAGAACCCUCGCUGCACGGAGCAAAGGUCAUACCGGAGGGAGUCGGAGAUAUGAACCUUAACUACGACCUUUUUGAUACUCAAUUUUGUGUCGCGUUCCGGAGAUACUGGAGCUUCUACAAUGCAGAACAAUGCAAAGUGCCAUAUGGAGAGAUUGAGCGCAUGAAUGAGCAGAAAACAAACGGGUGAAUGUGUGAAAGCUGGAGGGACGCUUGGCAGAACAUUCGAAGAAAGAGAAGGGCAGUAGGAAUCUUUUUAUCCUGCACGGAAAACUUGAAUCUUUUCCUCAUUUUGUUUCACGGAAAUAAUUUAGCUGUUAAACUCUUCAUUCUUAAAGGGACAGUUCACCCAAAAAUGUAUAUUGUCAUCACUUACUCGCCCUCAUGUCGUUCCAAAACUGUAUGACUUACUUUCUUCUGUGGAUAUAUAUAUAUAUAUUAUUUUUUA
Molecule: messenger RNA, 2551 nt
Organism: Cyprinus carpio (common carp)
Lineage: Eukaryota; Metazoa; Chordata; Actinopteri; Cypriniformes; Cyprinidae
Product: ATP-sensitive inward rectifier potassium channel 12-like
Exons: 2
Coding region: 843-2159 (438 amino acids)
Biological process (GO): regulation of monoatomic ion transmembrane transport; potassium ion import across plasma membrane
Cellular component (GO): plasma membrane
Molecular function (GO): inward rectifier potassium channel activity
Source: RefSeq, a predicted model, not a curated record